This is a messenger RNA of Perca flavescens (yellow perch), 2493 nucleotides long. It is a transcript of the gene adck1, whose product is annotated as aarF domain containing kinase 1. Bases 815 to 2371 code for a protein of 518 amino acids. Gene Ontology annotation, biological process: lipid homeostasis; mitochondrion organization. NCBI's taxonomy places the organism in Eukaryota, Metazoa, Chordata, Actinopteri, Perciformes, Percidae. The transcript has 13 exons. The record is from RefSeq and is a predicted model, not a curated record. Gene Ontology annotation, cellular component: mitochondrial inner membrane.
UCGCAGAUCAAAUGCGAUGCAAUCCUUCUGGCGGAGUCAGGUUACGUACAUGCUACCAGAAGAGGCAAAAUCAAUAGGCCUACUGUAAUUUUUUUUUUUUCCCGUUGCAAUGUUGAUUAAUUAAUUAAAUAGGCAUAUAUAUCAUCUAUUUCUAUUCUAUCUCCCUUGGAGCUGACUUGAGAGAAAAGCCUGCGACAGAAGUCACCCAUAGAUGUAUUAUAUUAAAGCGACCCCACAGAGGAGCCGCAAAUAAUACACGUUUCCUAGGAAUGCCAUGGACGUAUUAAAGAGAAUUCAGGAUGGCGAAGACAUGACCCGCACUACUGUGUCUCUGAAUGGCUUAGUACUCGUUUCCUUCUUUGGUUUGAUUGGUUAGGUUUAGGCAUGAGGAGUGAGAUUGGUCAGCGUUAGGCUAAGAAUACCAGGGUAAGCUAAUGAGAGGCAGAGUAAGGCAAAGUAGGGCGGGACAUGCCUUCGCUAUCCUAGGAAACUCGAAUUCGCCUGCACGAGCAUACUCUUGGGUCGAAGUGUAGUUUUAAAUCAUAAUAUUAUCAUAAAAAGCGAAAAUCAAGAGGGACAUAACGUUACAUUAUUAAAUUAACGCACACACCCGGACUGCAUUGAUGGGAAACAUAAAGAAUGCUUCGCUCUGACGUCGAACACCAGCAAAGAGAAACAGAACAGGACAACGCGCGUGGACCCUAAAAAGAUGAUUGGCAGUCUUCAUGUUUUUUUUAUUCCAUUGGACGUCCUUUUCCUGUGACAGCAGCAGCCGUGCUUGUACAUUGCUGUAUUUCACCCAGCAGUGCUUCUGAUGGCUGGUCAACUCCUCAAAGUAUCCUCUCUGGCCACAGCAGUGUUUGCCUCCUCUGGGUUUUACCUCUACAACAGACAGCUGAACCUCAAUGACCUGACUGUCAUUCGCUUCGGACGAGCUGCAGCCACCACGGCGGUCAUCAGUUUUGACUAUCUGACUGCCUUUAAACAUGUGGAAUAUGGCACAGAGGAGUAUUGGGCACUCAGGUCCAAGGUGCAUCUGAGGUCGGCGGAGCGUCUUCGAGACUUGUGCUGUGCCAACCGGGGUACUUUUAUCAAGGUGGGCCAGCAUCUCGGUGCUCUAGACUACUUGCUGCCUCAGGAGUACACAUCCACACUGAAGGUGCUCCACAGCCGCGCUCCUCAAAGCAGCAUGGAGGAGGUCAAGCAGGUCAUUAGAGAAGACCUCAGCAAGGAGCUGUCAGAGUUAUUUGUCUCCUUUGAAGAGAAGCCUCAGGGUGCAGCCUCCUUAGCCCAGGUCCACAAAGCAGUGCUGCAUGAUGGGAGGACAGUGGCCAUCAAGGUCCAACACCCUAAAGUCCAGAGACAGAUGUUCAGGGACAUAGCGGUGAUGGAGGUGCUGUUGAGGGCGGUCCAUUGGCUCUUCCCAGACUUUGCCUUUAUGUGGUUGGUGGAAGAAGCCAAGAAGAACAUGCCGCUAGAGCUGGACUUCCUUAAUGAAGGACACAAUGCUGAGAGGCUGGCCAAAAUGCUGGCCCACCUCCCCUUUCUCAAGAUUCCCAUCAUCCAUUGGGAUAUGUCAACAAAGAGGAUCCUGACCAUGGAGUUUGCUGAAGGGGGGCAGGUCAACGACAGGGACUACAUGAAAAAACACAGCAUUAAUGUCAACGAGAUCUCAGAGAACCUGGGUAAGAUGUACAGUGAAAUGAUCUUUGUCCAUGGCUUUGUACAUUGUGACCCACACCCUGGCAACGUGUUGGUCCGAAAGUGUCCCCAGAGCAAGAAGACAGAGAUCAUCCUGCUUGAUCACGGCCUUUAUCAGGUCCUGCAGUCAGACUUCAGGUUGGACUACUGUCGGCUAUGGCAGGCUCUGAUUAAAGGUGACAUGUCCGGGGUGGAGCGUUACAGCCUCAGACUGGGAGCUGGAGAUCUUUACCCUCUGUUUGCCUGCGUGCUCACCGCUCGCUCCUGGGCAGCCAUCAAUGUCGGCAUCAGUUCUGUGUCUGUCACACACUCUGAGGAUGUUGAGAUACGGACCAAUGCAGCUCUAUACCUCCCACAGAUCAGCGAGCUGUUGAAUCGAGUGCCCCGGCAGAUGCUUUUGCUGCUGAAGACCAACGACUUGCUGAGGGGAAUUGAGACAACCUUACAGACCAGAGCCUCCUCCUCGUCCUUCAUCAACAUGUCCCGCUGCUGCAUUCAUGCCAUGGCCAGGCACAAGAGGAGUAAGGCUCAGUCCAGGAGGAGGCAUCUACAGAUCACACUGGCAGAGUCUUUCCACCUGUGGAGACUCACUAUGUAUGAACUGCUUCUGUGGGUGAAGGGCUCCACGUUGGGUCACUGGCUCACUGCUCUGCGGGCAUUUCUGCACUGAGACACAUCUGGACAUUGCACUGGGACAUUAACAACAGGCUGGCUGUUGUCUCUCAAGGGUUUUGUAAUGCACUGCAGUUUAACACAUUUUGAAUAUGUGCUCAAACACACACACACACACAC